This is a messenger RNA of Dermacentor albipictus, 1346 nucleotides long. The record is from RefSeq and is a predicted model, not a curated record. Lineage: Eukaryota; Metazoa; Arthropoda; Arachnida; Ixodida; Ixodidae.
GCUGCAACUCUGGUCGCAUCGGUGGCCGCAAACGCUGUACAGUGUUUCCAAUUCUCCCUUGAAAAAGUGGCGCUCGACUUCCCGGUUGGCUCCCGCGUACGGAUAAAGCACGGUAGUAAGGGAACUGCCUUGACAACGGGCUCGCUCUCUUUCCGCCGAUGGGAUGGCGAACAUGGCAGAGAUUCGGCUGCAACACCGAUCCAGUAUGGCACUACGACGAAUGCAUAAGCGAGAAUCUUAUCUCAGACAUGGCCGACCGUAUGCUGAUGGACGGUUACCGCCAGGCCGGCUAUGAGUAUCUGAUUGUGGACGACUGCUGGAGUGAUAAAUCCAGAGAUGCCCAGGGAAACCUAGUGGCUGAUCCCGGCCGCUUUCCCAGCGGAAUGAAAGCUGUCGUAGACUACGUACAUUCCAGAGGCCUCAAGUUUGGCAUAAACGCGGGCAUUGGUGCGAAGACGUGCAAUGGGUAUCCGGGAAGCCUCAAUAACUUCGAGCGUGACGCCAAGACGUUCGCCGACUGGGGCGUCGACUUCGUCAACGUAGAUGGUUGCAACAUGAACCCCAGGAACAUGGAUGAACUGUACUCAAAAUUUGGACGAGCUCUGAAUGCUACUGGGCGACCGAUGCUCUACUCUUGCGAAUGGCCCAUGUACCUUGCGCAGUCCGGUAUCACGCCCGACUACGAGAAAAUAGCCGGGACAUGCAACAUCUGGCGAAACUUCGCCGCUGUGACGUACAACUGGAGCCAAAUAUACGAUGCGGUGCAGUAUGAAGCCAAACAUCAUGACCUUCUGGCGAACGUCACAGGUCCGGGCGCCUGGACUGACUACGGCGCGCUGGUGCUGGGCAACUACGGUCUGUCCGAGUCCCUGCAGCGUUCUCAGAUCGCGUACUGGGCCGUGGCGCCCUCCCCAGCGAUCCUGUCGGUGGACUUGCGCAGCGUGGGCUACGCAGCACGCUCCCUGUUGCUCAGCCCGUUCGUGAUCGCCGUCAUCCGGGACCCACUGCGAGCCACGGCAAGCCGACUGCCACAGAAAAAUGACCUUGACGUGUGGGUCCGUUGGGUAAUGCCUCGACUUCCCAGCGGCGACAGCUCCAUGGUGCUGAUGAUACACAACCCGAGCAUUCGUGGAGGGCCAGCUGCCUUCGAGAUUACCAUCCAAGAUUUAGGCUUGCACAACCCUCGCGGUUACGUGCUGCAGGACGUGCUCAACAACAAUGCACUCAUAGGCCUGUUUUACCCGGGGCAGACGCUCAGCGUCGCUGUUCCACCACUGGACGCCAUCCUCUUCAAGGCGACUAUCACCGACCGGUGAUGGCAGGAGACACACCACCUGCCUACAUGG